Molecule: messenger RNA, 1182 nt
Organism: Nematocida parisii ERTm1
Lineage: Eukaryota; Fungi; Microsporidia
Exons: 1
Coding region: 1-1182 (393 amino acids)
Source: RefSeq, a predicted model, not a curated record
AUGAAAUUAGCAGAUACCACAGAAUCAUAUAGAAAGGGAGAGGGAGCGCACACCAAUUGGGUUAUAGAUCAAAUAAGGUCUGUAAAGGAACUUAUUGAUUCGCCCAAAGAAAUGGUGCAAUGGUUAAAAACCCUAUGUCCAAGCGUACUUUUGGAUAAAUACGCGAUGUACACUUACACCACCACUAGCUUUUCUACCGAAUUGCGCAAAGAGCAUGCAGAUGCAGAAGAAUCCCAAAUAUACAAUACCGACAAAAAGAAUAUUCAGGAGGGAAAAAAAUAUCCGCUGUGUAUAGUUAUUAUAGAACAGUGCCUUCUUUAUAGCGACCAGCCAACAAGAGACACGCUAGAUCUAAUUGUGGCAGCCAUAUAUAAGGAAAUAUCAGAUAGCGAUCUUAUAUUUAUACAUAAACUAUUGGCAAAUGGAAUAAUUUCUUCUUAUAAGUACAACUAUGCCGAAGAGUACGAUAGAUGGCUUAUUCUUGCAGUAAUAAAGGUAAUGAAAGUCAAAAAGACAGAAGAAUACUGCCUAGAGUACUUUCCUGGGAUAGUUGAAAGAAUCACCACCGCAGCAAAUGCAUUUAGAGACAGAGCCAUUAUUUUAAGUGAUUAUUUAACAGACGGCAAUUUAUCGCAUGAAACCCCAGAGUCUUCCUAUUUUUAUAAUGACAUUCCCUCUACGCCAAUUAUAGAAGAGAGAGAUGACAGCCCAGAAGAGGAAAAUGACCAGGUCAUGUUCAUAACAACACUUACAGAGUAUUACUUCCUAAUUAAGAAUAGUAAAUUUGAAAGUGAACCAUCUGAAAGAGUAGAAGAGAUUCUGCUGCAGUUACCUAGACUGCUCCUAACAGAAAAGCUUGCAAUAAUCAAGAAGUACUGUUUAGACAUAAUAAGAAUACACGCAGGGAUACAAACAAAAGAAGCAAUUGAUGGAAUAUGUGCAGUUCUUUUAGUGGACGAUAUAGCGUAUUCUGCAUUUUCUAUAUUUUAUGAUAGAAAGAUGUAUUCCCUUCAUUUUAAGCGGAUAAUUGCUAGCUGUUUGCAGAUUGUUUCUUAUAAACUGCGCAAAGAUGUGAUUCUACGCAUUUUAGAUAGAUAUUCCAGUAAAGAGUGCUCUGAGGAGGAGAAGAAGCUUGGAUUAGAUGUUUUCUUUAAAAAAAUAUCUACUUGUCAUUCUAUUUAA